ACGGUGACUACCACACUGUCAACUACCACCGUUCGAUUUUUGUAUUGUUGUUAUCAAUUAUUACUUGUUAUCACGUAUACCUACAGUUUUAAUUGCUUUUUAUUAUAUCAGGAUACCGUUUUAAUUUAAAUAAUUUAAAUUGUAAAUUAAAAUAAUUCAAAAUGGUUUUUGAUACUAUUGAAUUUCUAAAACAUUACGAAGAGCAUCCUUGUUUGUGGGAUAAAUGUAUACCUGAUUUUAAGAAUCGGCAAAAAAGAAAUGUGGCUGAAGAAAAAUUAUUACCCAUCUCAGGACUUUCUAACAUAAAAGAAUUAAGAUCAAAAAUCAGAAGUAUAAGAGGAACAUACAACCAAGAAAUUGGCAAAAUUAAAAAUUCAAUGCGAACUGGGUCUGGUGCAGUAGACAUUUAUAAACCAAAAUUAAAUUGGUUUUCCUAUGCUGAUAGUUUUUUGAGGAAAAAUGUAGAACAAGAGAUUGAGACUGAACCAAAUGUGGUGAGUUACAAAUUUAUUGUUACUUUUAUAAAUAUUAUCAUAAUUGCAUGCAUAUAA
Molecule: messenger RNA, 551 nt
Organism: Acyrthosiphon pisum (pea aphid)
Lineage: Eukaryota; Metazoa; Arthropoda; Insecta; Hemiptera; Aphididae
Exons: 1
Coding region: 162-551 (129 amino acids)
Source: RefSeq, a predicted model, not a curated record